GAGGGCGCCUUUUCUCGGCACCACCUGAACAUCCCCUCCUCAUCUGCGGAGUUCUCAUCUGAAACGCAAAGGUGGUGGACUUUUCUUGCCAGAGAAGUCAAGCGCCACUUUGCCACCCGACUCUUGUGCGUCGGAACCGCUAUUAGUGUGACACAACCGGCGCCGCACUUUUGAGAAGUCUCGUAGCGUGCGCGCCCCGCUUGUCCACCAUGCAUCCAUCAGCCAGGCAGAUUUUUUGAUUAUUAUUAUUUAUUUAUUUUAUUUUUUUGUGUGUGUCAUUAUUAAUUGUUUGAAGAGGGGCCCGAAUUAACCAUAGUGGCCGCGUAAACGCAACGGACUACUGUGCGUCGGAGACGAAACGAAGAUGCGGGUAGAUCUGGGAAAGCUCUGCGCGUGGAAUGUUCGUCUUUUAUUACUUUCCGCAACUCUGACUUAUUCUAUAACUGAUGUUGGAUGCUCACACCAAAGCAUCCCUCCGUCUGUAGUGAAGCUCUGGGCUUCAGCAUUUGGUGGGGAAAUGAAGUCAAUUUCUGCAAAAUAUUCAGGCUCCCAGCUGCUGCAGAAGAAAUACAAGGAGUUCGACAGAGCUGUGCAUGUGGAAGAGAUUGAUGGACUGCGCCUCGUGAAGAGACUGGCAGAGAACAUGGAGGAGAUGUUUCACAAGAAAGCCCAGGCAAUGAAGAGACUUGUAGUGGCUGCAGAAGAAGCCCACCUGGAGCACGAGGAGGAUCCAGAGCUGCAGUAUGAGUACUUCAAUGCAGUGCUUAUAAAUGAAGUGGACGAGGAGGGGAACAAUGUCGAGCUGGGAGGAGAAUUCAUUCUACAACCCAAUGACCACUUUAACAACUUGUCAGUCAACGUGAGCCUCAGCGUGGUCCAGGUGCCAACUAACAUGUAUAACAAGGACGCUGCUAUCGUUAAUGGAGUGUACUGGUCGGAAGCCUUAAAUAAAGUGUUUGUGGAUAACUUCGAGAGAGACCCAUCCCUCAUAUGGCAGUAUUUCGGUAGUGCCAAAGGUUUUUUCAGACAGUACCCAGGGAUCAAAUGGAAACCAGAUGAACACGGAGUUAUUGCUUUUGACUGCCGCAACAGGAAGUGGUAUAUCCAGGCUGCUACCUCCCCGAAGGAUGUGGUGAUUCUCGUCGAUGUCAGUGGAAGCAUGAAAGGUCUCAGACUGACCAUCGCGAGACAAACUGUUUCCUCCAUACUGGACACUCUUGGAGAUGACGACUUCUUCAAUAUCAUCGCUUACAAUGAGGAAUUGCAUUAUGUGGAGCCAUGCCUGAAUGGAACGCUGGUCCAAGCUGAUGUUGCCAACAAAGAUCAUUUUCGGGAGCAUCUUGACAAGCUGUUUGCUCAAGGCAUCGGAAUGUUAGACAUGGCUUUAAGUGAGGCCUUCAAUCUUCUCAGUGAGUUUAACGAGACUGGUAGAGGCAGUGAAUGCAGCCAAGCCAUUAUGUUGGUUACUGAUGGAGCAGUGGAUACAUACGAUGCCAUUUUCGCCAAGUACAACUGGCCGGAAAGGAAGGUCCGCAUUUUCCCUUACCUGAUUGGCCGUGAGUCAGCCUUUGCAGAUAAUCUCAAAUGGAUGGCAUGUGCUAACAAAGGUUACUUCACUCAGAUAUCCACACUGGCAGAUGUCCAAGAGAAUGUGAUGGAGUAUCUUCAUGUGCUGAGUCGGCCUAAGGUGAUUGACAGAGAGCAUGAUACAGUUUGGACUGAGGCUUACAUUGAUACCACGCUCCCUCAAGCACAAAAGCUGGAUGAUGGUCAAGGUCCUGUGCUGAUGACCACUGUGGCAAUGCCUGUUUUCAGCACUAAGAAUGAGACUCGGAACCAUGGCAUUUUACUGGGGGUGGUAGGGACAGAUGUCCCUGUCUCAGAGCUGCUCAAAACUAUUCCUAAAUACAAGUUGGGCAUUCAUGGUUAUGCCUUUGCAAUCACCAACAAUGGCUAUAUUCUCACCCACCCAGAUUUGCGUCCCCUUUACGGUGAUGGUAAAAAGCGAAGGAAGCCAAACUAUAGCAGUGUGGAUCUGUCUGAGGUAGAAUGGGAGGACAAGGAUGACAUGCUUAGGAACGCCAUGGUCAACAGGAAGACGGGAACAUUCUCAAUGGAGGUGAAAAAGAGUGUCGACAAAGGGAGGCGUGUACUGGUGUUACACAAUGAUUACUACUACACUGAUAUCCAGGGUACUCCUUUCAGCCUUGGAGUAGCACUUUCAAGAGGCCACGGCAAGUUCUUCUUCACAGGAAAUGUCACCGUGGAAGAAGGUCUUCACGACUUAGAGCAUCCUGACGUGGCCCUUGCAGAUGAAUGGACAUAUUGCAAUACAGAUGAUCACCCAGAGCACCGCUACUUGACCCAGAUAGAGGCAAUCAAACUCUACCUCAGUGGACAUGAGCCCCAACUACAAUGUGAUAAAGAAUUGAUUCAAGAGGUCCUUUUUGACGCAGUGGUUACUGCUCCACUGGAGGCCUAUUGGACAAGCUUGGUUCUCAAUAAGUCUGAGAAUUCUGACAAAGGGGUUGAGAUUGCCUAUCUUGGCACAAGGACAGGCCUGUCCAGAAUCAACCUGUUUGUGGUACCUGACAAGCUUACAAACCAAGACUUCCUGACUGCUGAGGACAAAGAAGGGGUGUUCAAUGCAGACCACUUCCCACUGUGGUACAAAAGGGCAGCAGAACAAGUUCCUGGCACCUUUGUCUACUCACUGCCCUUUAAUACAGGAUCAGAAAACAAGAGUGUUGUGUUAGCCAGCACAGCCAUUCAUCUCUUGGAUGAGAGGAAAUCACCCAUAGCUGCGGCCGUUGGCAUUCAAAUGAAACUGGACUUCUUUCAGAGGAAAUUCUGGACAGCCAGUAGACAGUGUGCUGCUCUGGAUGGAAAAUGUUCCAUAAGUUGUGACGAUGAGAACAUUAACUGCUACCUCAUCGACAACAACGGCUUCAUUCUGGUGGCAGAGGAUUAUGCUCUGACAGGGAACUUUUUUGGAGAAGCCGAGGGGGCUGUAAUGACUAAGCUCCUGCAGAUGGGCUCUUUCAAAAGGGUGACUCUUUACGACUACCAGGCUCUGUGCUGGGUCUAUUCAGAAAGUAGUGACAGUGGAAACACAUUGUUGGAUCCUUGCUUUGCCUUUCUCUCAGCUGUGAAGUGGCUCCUUACAGAGCUUGUCAUAUUUAUGGUCGAGUUCAACCUGUACAGCUGGUGGCAGUCUGACCUGACUGCAAAAGCUCAGAGGAUGGGCCGAACCAUGCAAGUACCAUGUGACACUGAGUACCCGGCCUUUGUCUCGGAGAGAACCAUCAAAGAAAACACUGGGAAUGUCGACUGUGACGGCUGCAUCAAGUCCUUUGUAAUUCAGCAGAUCCCCAGCAGUAAUCUCUUCAUGGUGGUGGUGGACAACAAGUGUGAUUGCAGCAUGUUUGAACCUAUCACCAUGGAUCCUGUGGAAAUUAUGUAUAAUGAGUCCCUAAAGUGUGAGAGACUGAAGAUGCAAAAGGACAGGCGGCGCCCUGAUACCUGUCACCCGUUCCACCCAGAGGAGAACUCAAUGGAGUGUGGAGGAGCUCAAACUCUCACACCGUCAUUUUCUGCAUCACUGCUUUGCAUCCUCCUGGCGCUGUUCCCCAGGUGACAAAGCUGCCUGCAUCUUUCCAUCUAUCCAUACAUACAUCCAGAACUUUCUGUCAGAUCAAUUUGGCAGGUAAAGCUAUCUCAAAGAAGUCACACAAAAGAAACAAUCUGAGGUAAGAAACACUCCUUGUGUUCCAAUUCUAGCACCUGUCACCAAUUUAAAGGUCCUUUCCUAAAUUGCCUGCUGACAGCACAACUGAGAGUUCCAAUGUAUGUGAUCACUAAGGUGCUAUAGCAAUGUUACAUGCACUCGACCUUUGAUUUUUUUUUUUGAUCGAUCAGAUUUUACCUUAAUGACAAAUGGUCUCACUCACUCUCCCAAGUAAGCGUUCAAGCCACGGAAGUCCCAUUAGCAGAAAGAAUGGUGCACCUUCUUUUUGUACUGACUUUUCAUGGACAAUCUCAUUUUGAAGAUUUAAAAAAGAUGAAGAUGAAACUAUAGUAAAGCAAUGUUUAAGCAUAUUAGGUUUUUUAACCAAAUCUUCAACUUCUCAAUUUUUGUAAUGAAGUAUAUGUGUGUGUAUACUGUAUAUACAGUAUAUACUGUAUAUGUACACACUGCAUACACAUGUAUGUAUGUAUAAGUUUUAUCUGUACAGCAUAUGACUGAAAAGUUGAGGAGUUUGACAUUUAAUUUACAAGUGGUAUCCAUAAACUGUGACUAUGAGAUUUUAAGUCCUCUGAUGUGGGUAGUUGUUAAAGUUUAAGCCUUGCCUUACUCAUCAGUAUUGGUCCUGUUUGUGUACUUUUUGAAAACAAAAAUAAAAACAUAUUUAAAAGUGGAAAAAGAACUGUAAUGUUACGUUUGUCUCCCAAAGUUAGAGGCAGCUUUUCAUUGGGUUUUACGUGUUUUAUUCUUUUUGUUCUUUGAUUUUCGGUCAGCAUAUGAACAAAAAUGCGGCAGGCCUGUUUGUGUGUGAGUCUCUUGGGGUCUGGGGUGGGUGUGCAUGUGUGUGUUUUCAUUCAUCUGUUAUUUUGUCCUUUUGUCCUUUUACGUACACUAUACACCUCUAACCAAGAACUCUUUCACCGACAAAGAAAAGGAUAAAAGCCAUGAAGCCAUUGAAAUCAACAGCAAGCCAAUGAAUUCAACAGCAACACACAUCUGCAAACGUUCAGCAAAUAGACACAAACAAUCCUUUGAUAUUGAUUUUCAGGCCAUAUGCUCACAUGCAUGCAAAAGGAUUUCAUGGCAAGUUGGGUCAAUCUUAUUGUGUUUGUGCAAACAAAGUAGUACAAGAAAUAAUAAACCACAGAGGUUCUGUGAAAGUAUCCCAGGCGCCUCAUCUAUGGUUGUCAACAUGAAGGUCCCCAUGAUCACAUUCGUCAUCUCCUUCGGCACCUCUGACCCAGUCACCUCAGCGGGCCACCCUACUUUGACAAAGUAAAGCUCGCUCUUCUUGCAAGUCUGAUUUUUCUUGUACUGUUUGAACAAUUCUGUCCCUUGAGCAGAGCAAUGUGACUGUAAUCACUCCCAGUUCAUCCUGUUCUUCCUCGUUCAAUGCUCCAAAGACUCCCUGACUAGCUGCUAGGUCAUUUAUCACUCCAUAAUGGGCUGAGAGCUGUUUGGGGUCAACACACAUUGAAUCCGGUCUGUGAUUCCUUCCCGGUUGCCAGAUGAGUUAUACGAAAGUGUGUUGCAACACGACAUGGGAGGAUAGGUAGACUUAUGGAAAGCAAUCUUUUCCCUGGGGACUCUGCCACAACCACAGAUCUGCUGCUAUCCUUAUGAUUGUGUGAGUGAUAAAUGGUCAUCACCAUUUCCUUUAUGCCCUUCAUACAUCUAGGCUAUAGGGUCAUUUUUUUCCUCUUAGUGUCUUGAAGAUGUAUUUAGGUAAUAUUUGGCUCUUGAGGUCAGCAGUCAUUGGUGUUGAUUUAUUCAAAAGAUGUUUGGGUUAAGGUCAAGCUGAUGUGCCACAACAAAGUCAUUCAUCCAUGUACAGUUGUGCUUAAAAUUAUUCAACCCACAUUGCAGUAAGGUUUUAGUAUUACAUUUAUUAUUUUUACGACCCCAAUUCCAAUGAAGAUGGGCCAGUGUUUUAAAUAAAACUAAACAAACAAAAUACAACAUUUGAUUCAAUAUUUUUGUUGUUGUUUAGCCUAUAUUUAAUGGAAUACACUAUAAAAAAAACAAGGCAUUUAAUGUUCAAACUGAUAAAUUGCGGAAUCGUUGUACUACUUUCCCAUUCUUGCUUGAUGUAAAGCUUCAGCUGUUCAACAGUCCAGGGUCUCCGUUGUCAUAUUAUAUGGUUCAUAAUGUGCCACACAUUUUCAAAGGAAGACAGCAGGCUGGUCAGUCUAGAUCACUUACUCUUUAAACCACGUAGCAACACGUGCAGAAUGUGGUUUG
Molecule: messenger RNA, 5986 nt
Organism: Corythoichthys intestinalis (scribbled pipefish)
Lineage: Eukaryota; Metazoa; Chordata; Actinopteri; Syngnathiformes; Syngnathidae
Product: voltage-dependent calcium channel subunit alpha-2/delta-3-like
Exons: 37
Coding region: 365-3637 (1090 amino acids)
Cellular component (GO): voltage-gated calcium channel complex
Molecular function (GO): voltage-gated calcium channel activity
Source: RefSeq, a predicted model, not a curated record